CUUUUAGGCACCAUUAUCGUCACUAAAUUAAACAUUUUCCUUCACAGCUUUAAAUAUGAGAUUUAGCCAACCCCUCCUAGCCAUGUGCGGCAUCAUUGCCUCGGCUGCGUCCACAACCACUUCGUUUCCUGCCAACUUUACUUUACUAUCCACUCUUGAUAACUCAGUACUUACCACGGAUGGUUGGGGUAUCUAUGACAGCACCCUAGAAACUAUAUUGACGUUAUCUCCCUAUAAUGACGACACCAUCGGAUACGGGCCCUACGACCAGGCACUGGCUGUGCUAGCCGAUGAGACCUCGUUUGCAUGGAUCAUUCAACUUCAGGCAGAGCCUGAGGCUAUCGACACGGUGACUGGGUGGGGGGUCUCGGAUGAUGGGUUCCUUAUGCUGAACGGAGAGCAGCUGUGGGCAUUUAAUGAGAGCGCCGCGGAGCCAAGGAGGCUGUAUUGGGCUGGUAAGGGAAAUGAGCAGGGCAUGGUCAGUACACAGCUAUUGGUGCAAAGUGUUUGACUGAGACAGGGCUUGGUGCUUACUACUAUACUUGG
This is a messenger RNA of Aspergillus costaricaensis CBS 115574, 546 nucleotides long. RefSeq lists its product as uncharacterized. The coding region runs from base 56 to 511 and encodes 151 amino acids. The record is from RefSeq and is a predicted model, not a curated record. The transcript has 2 exons. Lineage: Eukaryota; Fungi; Ascomycota; Eurotiomycetes; Eurotiales; Aspergillaceae.